Pipistrellus nathusii (Nathusius's pipistrelle) is the source of this 1014-nucleotide messenger RNA. Lineage: Eukaryota; Metazoa; Chordata; Mammalia; Chiroptera; Vespertilionidae. The record is from the annotation of a GenBank genome assembly.
AUGAUUGUGCUUUCUUCAGAGAACUGCUCUUCUCAGAAUCAGUUACAUCAUACAAGUCAGCCCCUAGAUGGUAACUGUCUGCUAAUCUUGAUUAUACUUGGAAAAAUAUUACUAAAUAUCCUCACACUGGGAAUGAGAAGAAAAAACACCUGUCAAACUUUUAUGGAAUAUUUUUGCAUUUCACUAGCAUUCAUGGACCUUUUACUCUUGGUGAACAUUUCCAUUAUAUCCUAUUUCAGGGAUUUUGUACUUUUAGACAUUAGGUUUACUAAAUACCACAUCUGCUUGUUUACUCAAAUUAUUUCUUUUAUUUACGGCUUUUUGCAUUAUCCAGUUUUCCUGAUAGCUUGGAUAGAUUAUUAUCUGAAUUUUUCUAAAACCAGCCUUCCACUUAAGUGUCAGAAUUUACUUUAUUUCUUUACAGUAAUUUUAAUUUGGAUUUUAGUGUUUGCUUAUGUUUUGGGAGAUCCAGGUAUCUACCAAAACGUGAAGGCACAGUAUGUUUAUCCUUAUCAAUGUCCUUUCUAUGUCAGCAUUCAAAGUUACUGGCUGACACUUUCCAUGGUGAUGAUUUUAUUUAUGGCUUUCCUAACUUCUUGGUCAGAAGUUAUUACCUUGGUACAGGCAAUUAGGAUAACUUCCUACAUGAAUGAAACUGUCCUGUAUUUCCCCUUUUCAUCCCAUUCUAGUUGUACUGUGAACUCUAAAAAAACACUCUUGCCCAAGCUCAUUGUCUGUUUUCUUGGUACAUGGUUACCAUUUGUACUACUUCAAAUAAUGAUCCUUUUAUUUAAAGUACAGAUUCCAGCAUACAUUGAGAUGAACAUUCCGUGGUUGUACUUUGUCAAUAGUUUUCUCAUUGCUACAGUUUACUGGUGUAAAUGUCACAAGUUUAAUUUAAGAGACAUUGCAUUACCUGUGGAUCCAUUUGUCAACUGGAAAUGCUGCUUCACUGAACUUGCAAUUCAUGAUCCUGAGCAAAUUGAAAAGCCUACAUCAAUUAUAACUUGUUAA